Molecule: messenger RNA, 324 nt
Organism: Suillus subalutaceus
Lineage: Eukaryota; Fungi; Basidiomycota; Agaricomycetes; Boletales; Suillaceae
Exons: 1
Source: RefSeq, a predicted model, not a curated record
AUGACACCGACAGAACCAUACAUCCAUCGGCUGCCAGUGGAACUUUUACAACAAAUCUUCUUGUUCAUCGUUAACAGUGCGCCAGACUAUCCGAGUAUUUUUUCAUGCGGACAUGACGCUAUUUCGGCCAACGUUGCCAGCCCUCCCCUAGUCUUGACCAGGGUGUGCCACCUUUGGCGAGUUGUUGCACAUGCAACGGCAGGAGUCUGGUCGCGCAUCCAGAUCGUGCUCCCCGGGGAAGUUACAUCAUUCAGACCAUAUCUUCCACAUCUUCUCCAGUGUUGGCUUGCUCGCUCUGGUAGUUUGCCCCUUACCCUUCGCAUU